Molecule: messenger RNA, 372 nt
Organism: Didymodactylos carnosus
Lineage: Eukaryota; Metazoa; Rotifera; Eurotatoria; Philodinida; Philodinidae
Source: the annotation of a GenBank genome assembly
AUGAUCCUCUUCGAGCAAGACCAAGAAGACCACCAAGAAGAAGAAGAAGAAGAUCAAGAAGAUCAAGAAGAAGAAGAUCAAGAAGAUCAAGAAGAAGAAGAAGAAGAAGAGCAUCAAGAAGAGCAUCAUCAAGAAGAAGAUCAAGAAGAUCAAGAAGAAGAAGAAGAAGAAGAGCAUCAAGAGCAUCAAGAAGAAGAAGAAGAAGAGCAUCAAGAAGAAGAAGAAGAAGAAGAGCAAGAGCAUCAAGAAGAAGAGCAUCAGGAGAUGAAAGUUCGUUUUUUGUCGACAAAGACAAGUGACGCCACAUUCUCGAUGAAUCGCUCGAAACGUAUAGAAGUAGAAAGUGACAUUGCCGAAGAGAAAGUGGUAUGA